Olea europaea var. sylvestris is the source of this 1672-nucleotide messenger RNA. Its product is annotated as probable 3-hydroxyisobutyrate dehydrogenase-like 1, mitochondrial. Lineage: Eukaryota; Viridiplantae; Streptophyta; Magnoliopsida; Lamiales; Oleaceae. The record is from RefSeq and is a predicted model, not a curated record. The transcript is spliced from 2 exons. Gene Ontology annotation, molecular function: NAD binding; oxidoreductase activity; NADP binding. The coding region runs from base 25 to 1059 and encodes 344 amino acids.
GCAAUAAUACCUAAGCAACAAAAUAUGCGACUAUUAUCACUCUGCCGCUCAAUCCACAUAACCACCAACUUUACUCCCACUCCCUUCUACAUGUCCAUGGCCGCCAACACAGCCACCGGCGACCUCAUCAGCCCGUCCACAACUAAACUGGGUUGGAUCGGCACUGGAGUGAUGGGCAGCUCCAUGUGCUCCCAUUUGCUCAAGGCUGGCUAUGCAGUCAACGUUUUCACUCGCACCCAGUCCAAGGCCCAAUCACUUCUUUCAAUGGGGGCCCACUGGUUUGACUCACCGAGGUCUGUCGCUGCUCAAUCCGAUGUCGUUUUCUCCAUCGUCGGCUAUCCCUCGGAUGUCCGCCACGUCAUGCUUGACCCAACCACCGGCGCACUCUCCGGUCUCCGCCCUGGUGGCGUCCUCGUUGACAUGACUACCUCUGACCCUUCCCUCGCCGAGGAGAUUCAUGCUGCCGCCGCUUCUGCCGGAUGCUUUUCCAUUGACGCUCCUGUCUCCGGUGGAGACCGAGGCGCCCGAUCGGCCUUCCUCUCCAUAUUCGCUGGUGGCGAACAAAGUGUCGUAAAUCGUCUCACUCCGUUGUUUGACCGCCUCGGGAGAGUGUACUACAUGGGUGGCCCCGGGAAAGGGCAGUUCUGUAAAUUAGGAAAUCAGGUAACCAUUGCCUCAACUAUGGUAGGUCUAUGUGAGGGUUUAAUAUACGCACACAAGGCCGGACUGGAUUUAAGCAACUACUUGAACGCAAUUUCGACCGGUGCUGCUGGUUCCAAAUCCUUGGACUUGUAUGGUAACAGGAUAUUGAACAGGGAUUUUGAGGCUGGGUUUUAUGUAAAUCAUUUUGUCAAGGAUUUAGGGAUUUGUUUGAGGGAGUGUCAGAAUAUGGGGUUGGCCUUGCCUGGUUUGGCAUUGGCUCAGCAGCUCUAUUUAUCACUCAAAGCUCACGGGGAGGGGGAUUUGGGUACUCAAGCUCUUGUUUUGGCACUCGAGAGGCUCAACAACAUUUCACUUGAACCGACUAAAUCUGAUUCUAAGGGUGAGAAAGAAGCUUAAACUGCACGAUCAGGGAAUGGCCAGAAUAGCAGAGAUUAAGUGAAAAUAGAUGUCAUUUCACUGAGAAACCAACGGAGGUACUAUUUAUAUAUCGAUCUCACACCUCAACCUCUAUCUAGUUUCAGAGAUAUGUGCGCUUACGAACUUUGUAAGUGUUCUCUUCAUGAACAUGACGAGUAAGCUUUGCAUGAAAUGACAAGGAUUGGGCGGCCUUUUGGAUAGUGUAUGGACUGUUGAGGCAUCUAAAGUGAUUCAUUAAUUCACUUAUUUUAUAUGCUCAUCAUAUUAUCAUUGUGAGCUAUGCCUAAUGCUAGAAACCCUUAUGGUCAAAUUUGUGGAAUUGAGUGAUUGUUAUUGAUGCUGCAACUUGCAUUGCUUUAUGCAUUCUAUGAAUUGUUCACUAAUCUUGAAAAUUGUAAGUUUAAAUACAUACCUUCAAUAUCUUCUCAACCGAUAGAUAUCUUGUGUUGAACUUCAAUCUUCAUGUCAAGUUUGCAGUGUCUACUUUACCUUUACCUUUCACUUUCGACAUCAUCUCAUUAUUCAGUUUUAUCUACUCGAUUGAUCUUACUAAUCAAGCAUUUUCAAUAUAUUUAAUUGCAUUUAUACAUUC